UCGUUCGACACUGUAGGACUACUAUUGUACUCAAAAGAGGGCGCAGUAGAGUGAGUAGACUAGAAAAUGGCGGAUAAUGAUGACUUGGAACUUGACUCAGAAGGGAACACGGGGACCACACUGAGUCCUUCUGUGAGAAAGAAUAUUUCUCUCAAACUAAAGGGAAAAGGAAGAGGUAGAGGUCGAAAAGGAACAAGAGUAAGAAAAGUUUUAGGUAAAAAAUGUGGUGGUGGUGGUGGAACCAUUUCAGUAGGUGAAGAGGAGGAGGAAGAAGAGAAUGACAUGAAAGCGGGGGAGGAGGAAAUUUCAAAUGCUAAAUAUAAUCUUGAUGAAGACAUCUCUAAACUUGAAACACCAACUUUCACUACUAUCAGUAGAGGACCUGCAGAACCCCUUCAUCAGAACAAGCAGUUGCAUUGGAAUCAUAAAAUCAAUCUGAUUGGAGAAAAGGUAGUCAAUCCUAUGAUCCAUUGUUGUGAAAAAUGUGCUGUUCCCAUUUUGAUUUAUGGGAGAAUGAUACCAUGCAAGCAUGUAUUCUGCUAUGAUUGUGCCAAAAAAGCAGAGAAAAUAUGCCCAAGGUGUUUUGAUAAAGUACAGCGUGUUGAGCAAAGUGCUUUAGGUACAGUAUUUAUGUGUACGUACAGAGGAACACGUCACGGUAAUGGAGGCUGUCGUAGAACUUACCUUAGCCAGCGAGAUCUUCAGGCACAUAUCAGCCAUAGGCAUCUUAGACCUCCAGCAGCUCCAGCUCCAGUUAUUUCUACAACAGUCCCUGUGCCCACACAGAUGGCACCACCUACAAUAGCAGCUCCAGCUAUUACUGCUACAUCUAUGAUUCAUGCCUCAUCUCAUCUUGAUAUUCGAGCACUCGGCUCCACUGAUCACACUCAUACACCCCCACACAUGCCUCAAGUUUCUCAACCUCAGCAUCCUCAUCCUCACCCUUUGCCAGCCCAGCAAGAUUACAGAGAUCCUAAUGAGCCACCUCGUAACCAGGUUCCUGUUCCUAUCCCUACACCAGUUCCACCUCCACGAACAUCCCACCCCUACCCACAUCCUACAACAACCAUGGGGCACCAUCCCCAUGCAUCAUACUCAAGCCCAAUCCCUAUUGUCACCACCCGUUCGAACUUGAUCACAGUACCUAUUCAAGAUGAUAGCAAUACACCAGGGAUUUCACCACUUCAGCAACUUCCACCUCCUCCUGCUCCAGCUCCUCAACCACCACCCAUCCAACAGCAUCCCACACCUCCUAGUCCCUAUCCUCCUCCUCAUCAUCAUUACCAACAUCCUCCUCCACCAGCCCCUAACCCAUCACCUUAUUCCCAACCACCACAACCAGCUUAUGCAUCACCUCCAACCCAAAAUUUUAGUCAGUCAGGUCCGUUGCCUACUCAUCUUCCUCCGCCUCCCAUUCACCAGUCUAAUCCCCCUAUGUUUUCUGCACCUCCUCCCCCUGUGCACCACAACCCCCCACCUACAUACUCUACACCACCUCCACAUACACUGCCCCCACCACCACAACAGUAUCCACCUUCCUCACACUACAAAGAAUCAGGGUCAUAUUGCCAGCCAUGGGGUUCAGGUCCCCCUCCCGCUAGAGCUCCACUUCAUCCUCGUCCCAUGAGUAGACCCCCAGGGAAUCCUAACAUAGGGAUGCCACAACCACAUGGCUCAGCCGACCCAAAAUAUAGACAUCCAUACUACUAGGGCAUAAUUUUUGCCAUAAAAAUUGAUGAACUUAAACUGAAUUGAAUGCUUGCAACUUCUGGUUUGUAAAAUAGUGGACUUUGUUGUCAAUUCAUAAUACUACUUUCAUUUAUGUUUAUGUAUCAACUUGUAUAAAACUGGCUUUCAUUUUGACUUUACAAUAUCAUCUUUAAACUUAACAUAAAAUCAGUCAAAUAGUUGUACAUGUCAUUUUUCUGUUUAAGCUUGAUUUAUCUUUAUUAAUUUGUCUUGUUGUUGAAAAAGAAUUAACAUUAGCUUUGUCUGAAGGUUCUUGUAAAUAUGUUCACAUAAAUAUAACAGAUUUGUUAGAACAAAGUUCAUUAAAAUAUUAUUUUGAAAGCAUAUUAAGUUUAAAUUGUUUGGUUAAUACUAUGCAUAAAUUUUUCCUUAAAAAUAUUCUCUGACAUUCUAUAAUGUGACCAUAGUGUAAUACAUGUUUUGAAAAUAUUAUAGUCAUUAUUCAUAUUGGUAUGUUCUAUAUAUAAAAGGUCAGAGAAUACUUAAAACCAUAAUCUGAGCAGUAUAAUAAGUUUCUUAUAGAUGUAACAAUAAAGCUGUUAGUCAAAAGCAAUCUGUAUAAAAUCAGAAUAUAUAAUUGCUAUUGUAGUAUUUCUGUAAGGAUUUUUUUUCCCUUCUUUCCCUUGAUCAAAUGGACAGUAGUGAUCACUGAUCUAUAUAUAUAUAACCUGGAUCAUGCUCUCUCUGUCUGCCAUGUUACUAUUCCCAAAACAAUCACACGUGUUACAGGUGUAUGAAGCUGCUCUGUAUUGAUCACAUACAGGCUAGGUUUACUGAUGCUCUGGAGUGGAUUGAACAAGAAAUACAAAGCCCAUGUUUCACCAUUUUCUAUAAAUGUAUCGAUGCGCUGGUUUGCAGAUUGAGUUAUUUGAAUUUUUAUUGUUGUAUCAGCUAUGGAACUAACCUAUACUGGUAUUUUAAAUUAGAUUUUAAUGCAUAACCCUCUCAUAAAAUUAACAGACUAGCUUAUUUGACCUGUCUGUAUUCUGUAACAGAUGGAACUUAUUAAAGUUUUAUUAUCCAAUGUUAUUGUAUGUCAUAAUUAUAGUAUGACAGCAAGUAUUUUUUAUAUUUAUAUGAAAGCUUUAUGAAUGAAUACACAUCAAAUUCUUUUGAUAUAUAUAUAUAUAACAACAUAGUGCCGAACAUCUACAAGGUCUACAGGUAAUACAAGCAACACUAAACUGAACCGUCCAUGUACAUGAUCAAAAUGAUUCAAGUAAAGUAUCUUCUCAACAAAUGUGAAAAUUAUGGAAAUACAAUGCAAGACAUCAACAUUAUGUGCAUGUACAUAUUACUUGCUGUUGUGUUGGUGUCAUUGUAAUUAGUCAGGCCUAUCAGCCCAGACCUACUUGUAAACUAUUGAAGAACAAUGAAUGAAAAUAUAUAGAAUGACUAUGGAUAAUUUUAAGCAUCAUCAUUAUAAUUUGUGUAAAUUACAUUUAUAUGAGAGAAACAAUUACUCAAAAUGUCAUUAACUUACAUGACAAUAAAUGAAUAUUUAACACAUUCACAUGAUAUGAUAUUCACAAUAACACAUCUAUGAAAAAAAAUUGUGUUCAGAAAAAAAACCUUUACAAACAUAAGAUUUCAUGAUUAUUAUAGAUGAACCAAACAAUAGAAUAUAAAAUGUAAACAAUUCCAUUCUACCAUAACAUAUUAUCUGGUGUUGUUUUCAUUUUCACUGGUGUUUAAACAAUGCUAACUUUGAAAACUGCAUCCACACCUUAUCACCAGUAAUUUUUUCUGUGUACGUUCUAGCAAUAUUAUGCAUCCUUAUUUUUCAGUAACAGGAUGACAUACAUUUUAUGACCUUGAAUACAUGGUUAUUCUCUGGUGUCUUAUCAAACAUAUGAUCUGACAAAGGGUUGAAGACUGUAGCACAUGAUAGUUGGUGUAGGACCACAUUUGAUGCUUGUAAUGGUUUACCAUCAUUCAUCUUCAGUACCUGUUGAAACAUUUCUCCGUCUCCUUACACACCUUGAUAAUACUGUAGGAAGCUCUUGUCAAUCCACCUCUAUCUUUUCAAUCCAGAAGGAAUAACUUUGGUGUAGAUUUCAUGUCAAUUUCAUUUUCAGCAUACAGAGCUGCUAUCAAAUAGAGCACUGAAUACAACGUUGGGCUGUGGUAGUGACAUAACCUGCGAUAUAUCCUAUAGAAGCUUCCUUUAAAGUUGAGAGAGGACUGAAGAUAAGAGCUUCUGUUACUUCAUGAUCAUCUUCCUCUUCUGUUGCAGAUAACUCCAAACCAUACUGCUUUGCUGUUGGCACAUCAUAUGUACCUGUCUCAGUGUUGUGCAUCAUCUGUGGUGACAUUGUGUAUACUAGUAUUAUCUGGUGCUAUGCAAUUACCAUGGGAACUCUUGACUUUGUGUCUCAUCAGAAGGCAUUUGUAGGCAAUAACAAACUGGCGAACCUUUGGGUUGUUAAAUUCUCCUGUGGGUCGAACUGCCCCAUAGAAAAGCUGGCUCAUCUUGUAUGUCAGUAGGUACUAUGGGAACUCUUGACUUUGUGUCUCAUCAGAAGGCAUUUGUAGGCAAUAACAAACUGGCGAACCUUUGGGUUGUUAAAUUCUCCUGUGGGUCGAACUGCCCCAUAGAAAAGCUGGCUCAUCUUGUAUGUCAGUAGGUACUUCGAUGGAGCUUUGGUGUCCUCUACCAACUCAUUGUACAGGGUAGUUACAUUAAGAACUGCAGUCAUAAAACCGAUGAAUGGGGUCUUUCUUUUGAUGCUCAUCAUGCACUCUCCAGUCAAGUCCUUCAACUGGGAUAUGUAGGCAUAAGCAACAUCUAGGAAAGGAGCCCAAAUCUGUACAUUGGAGGGCCUCAUUGGCAUAUUGUAACCUUUUGCAAUUGGAUUUCUUGAGUUUAGGAUGUCAAAGAGCUUUUCUUGCAUUGUGAACAUAUUACACAUGAAUGGGACUUAACGAGCUUUAUUAACAUAAAGUUUACUUGCAGGUGAAAAGACUUGUCUGUUAGUACAAUUCAAUGCUUUGCAUUUAGGCAUGAUUCAAAGAAAACAAAACAAUGUCUAAGCGAAACAAUUUAUUUGCAUGUGAUAAUAGCCACCAUGGGAUUUGUUUUGGGAAUGGUUUAAUGGCUGCUGAACUGUAUCAUGUGACCUCAUUGUCAGGAGCUAGAAGCACAAUCCAGGUCACUUAUAGAUCAAUGACUGUUAUGCUACAUUAUAAAUGGUUUUAAUAAUCUGUAUCUUAUUUUCUGUUAAAUCAUAGUUUUAACAUUUUAGGAAAUGUGACAAGAAAAGACUUUUGAAAUAUUUUGUGAAUGUGAACCUAAAGGUCAUACUUAAUAUAUAAAUGAGAGUUGAAACUUGAAACCAACUUUAUUUCAGUACCUGUAACUACAUCCUAUCAUUUCUGAGCCAUAUACCUAGCACAACCAAGCUUUAGGUUUUAAGGUUAGAGAUACUUGGAAUUCAUUAUGCUGCUGAACAAAGUCCACUCUUUCAGUUUGAAUUGUUAUAACUGUGAUAGUCAUCUCAUUGUUUGGGUAAGAAUAGUUGCUGAAAUGGUAGAUGUUGCUGACUGGUUGCCCUUUCUCUUGGUCAGCAGUUCUAAAUUUGGGGUGGCUGUGUGUGUAAAAUAUACUAUAUGGUCUUUUUUUGCUUUUUGUUUUUAAGUUUGAGAAGAUGAACAAGUAUUUUACACUUACAUGCAUUUCAAGUGCUUACUAUGUUCAAUGUGUGUAUAUACCAGUUGCAACCUUAUUCUUACGUUCAUUCGUCUUCAGUAUUACUGAACUCUCCAACAACAGGAGUUGCUGGAUAGUUCCUUAAUCAUACACUAAUGUGUUCUCUAGUGACAUCAGUCGUGUAGAUGUUUAGGAAUACCUGGUAGCUGUGUCCUUACUAUUUUUAUGUUUGAUAUGAAAGUAAUAAUUUCAAACUGGAAAAAUUGAUCCUAUUGUAAGAAGUAUAUAAUGGUUAAUUCUCUCAGUCUUAUCCAGAACUUUUCCAGAUUCAACUAGUGCUUUAAACAGAUAGAGGAGUGCUGUCUCUUACUUUGUGCACACAUUGAUUGUAUUUUAUUGGUUUGUUCUCUUGUGUAUCAGAAUUAAUAAACAUUAUUUUGUGUUAUUGUAAA
This is a messenger RNA of Limulus polyphemus (Atlantic horseshoe crab), 5850 nucleotides long. Its product is annotated as E3 ubiquitin-protein ligase Hakai-like. Gene Ontology annotation, molecular function: ubiquitin protein ligase activity. Gene Ontology annotation, biological process: regulation of cell adhesion; protein ubiquitination. Lineage: Eukaryota; Metazoa; Arthropoda; Merostomata; Xiphosura; Limulidae. Bases 67 to 1710 code for a protein of 547 amino acids. The transcript is spliced from 7 exons. The record is from RefSeq and is a predicted model, not a curated record.